Molecule: messenger RNA, 1452 nt
Organism: Emiliania huxleyi CCMP1516
Lineage: Eukaryota; Haptophyta; Isochrysidales; Noelaerhabdaceae
Exons: 2
Coding region: 1-1452 (483 amino acids)
Biological process (GO): cyclic threonylcarbamoyladenosine biosynthetic process
Molecular function (GO): ubiquitin-like modifier activating enzyme activity; tRNA threonylcarbamoyladenosine dehydratase activity
Source: RefSeq, a predicted model, not a curated record
AUGAUCGCAGCCUCGCUUGCCACCGUCGCCGAGUCCACUCGCGCCGCCGCCGCCGCCGCCGCCGCCGCCGCCGCCGCCGCGGUUCGCCCAUCUCCGCGGCUGACUCAAGCAGUGCCGCUGGGCGUGGCCACGGCGGUGGCCGUGGCGGCGGCGGCAGCGGCAGCAGCAGUGGCCGCCACCCUAGCGCAGCCUCCCGUCAAGGCUGCUGGCAAGGCGGAGCUGCUCGCGCAGCGCGAGGCUGCGCUCCGUCGCGAGCCAGCCGACCUGCUCGGAGAGCAGCUCUCGCGCAACUGGUCCUUUCUUGGCGAUGAGGCGCAGGGCGCGCUGAGCCGCUCGCUCGUCGUCAUCGUCGGGCUCGGCGCCUCGGGCAGCCAGGCGGCGGCGCUGCUUGGCCGCUGCGGCGUCGGCUGCCUGCGCCUCGUCGACCCGGCAGACGUGACCGCCGACUCGCUCGCGCACCACGCGGUGGCGACGGCAGCAGACGUCGGCCGCGGCCGCGCGGAGGUCUCGCGCGAGGCGCUUCGGGAGACCGUCCCCGCGCUCGCGGCCGAGGUGUGCCGCGCGCGGCUAUGCGCCUCCAACGCGCCAUCUCUGCUGCGCGGCGCCGACCUCGUAUUGCUCUGCAUCCGCGACCCCGCCGCCGCCGCCGCCGGCCUCGCCUAUUGCGACGGCAAAGGCGUGCGGGCCUUUGCGGUGCUUGGCGACGCGGCGGCGGACGGCGUGGCGUCGGCGACGCACCAGUGCCUCACGUACCUGCACGACGUGAGCUUCGCGCCCGACGCGAGGCGUCUCAUCCGCCACCUCCGCACCGAGCUCCGCCGCGGCGGCCGCAGCUCGCCGCCGACGCCGCAGCCGCUGCUCGACCAGCUCGUCGUGACGUCCGUCUCGCCCUCGGUGGCGGCGUGGCCGCGCGCGCCGCCGCCCGCCGCCGCCGCGGGCGGCGCCUCCGCCGCGGUCGCGGCGGCGGGGCUCGGCCAGCUCGCCGCUUCGGCUGCCAUUUGCGCGUUGGCCGGCCUCGAGCUGCAGCCGGCGGCGCCGCUCCUCUCGCGGAGUACACGGGCCGACAUGUGGCGCGCGGUGGCGCGGCGCGAGCGGGAUGUCUUUGGCGCGCGCGGCGGCGACGCCUUCGAUGGCCUCUGGCCCGAGGACGUCGCGUACCUCGUCAACGAGGUCUACGGCCGCCGGUGCGCAAAGACGGCGAGCUCGCUGGGCGGCCGCGCGGCGCUCGUCCUGACGCGGUGGCGUGCCGAUCGGCCGGCGGCGGUGGACAACGCGAUUCUCCUCACGAAGCGGGAGGCGGAGGAGCACGACACGGCGGGUAGCACCGAAGCCGUCCCCGCCGAGGCGGCGGCCGCGAUCGAGGCGGCGCUCGCAGCGGCGAGGACGGAGGAGAGAGCGGAGCCGGUAGCCGGAGGGGGUCUCUGCUGGCUAGCCUGCAGUUCGUGUGAGUAA